This is a messenger RNA of Phragmites australis (common reed), 2269 nucleotides long. RefSeq names its product glutathione gamma-glutamylcysteinyltransferase 1-like. Gene Ontology annotation, molecular function: glutathione gamma-glutamylcysteinyltransferase activity; metal ion binding. NCBI's taxonomy places the organism in Eukaryota, Viridiplantae, Streptophyta, Magnoliopsida, Poales, Poaceae. The record is from RefSeq and is a predicted model, not a curated record. The transcript is spliced from 5 exons. Gene Ontology annotation, biological process: cellular detoxification of cadmium ion; phytochelatin biosynthetic process; detoxification of copper ion. The coding region runs from base 194 to 1798 and encodes 534 amino acids.
GCUUUGACCACCGACUCAUGUCUGUCAUCAGUCUACUAGAAGCAUACCUAACGUUCCCAACCAGAAAAGAAAAAGGAAAUCUCCGAGUGGGAAUACGAGAGGGACUCCAUUCGAGAGAAGGCUUUGCAUCGCUGGAAUCAGUUGAGAUCCGGGCAGGUGAGACGAGGCGAGGCGAGAAAGCAUCCAGGAAAAGAUGGCGGCCAUGCCGUCGCUGUACCGGCGGGUCCUCCCGUCCCCGCCGGCGGUGGAUUUCUCCUCGCCGGAGGGCAAGCGCCUCUUCGCGGAGGCCCUCGCGGCCGGCACCAUGGAGGGCUUCUUCUCCCUCGUCUCCUGCUUCCAGACGCAGUCCGAGCCCGCAUUCUGCGGCCUCGCCUCCCUCGCCGUCGUCCUCAACGCGCUCUCCAUCGACCCGGGUCGCCGCUGGAAGGGCCCCUGGCGGUGGUUCGACGAGUCCAUGCUCGACUGCUGCGAACCCCUCGACAAGGUCAAGGCCCAGGGCAUCUCCUUCGGCAAGGUCGCCUGCCUCGCGCACUGCUCCGGCGCCGAUGUUCAGUCCUUCCGCGCCAACCGGGCCACCAUCCACGACCUCCGCCGCCAUCUCAUCCGCUGCGCCUCCUCCCGGGACUGCCAUCUUAUCGCCUCCUACAACAGGAAGCCUUUCAAACAGACAGGGACCGGGCAUUUCUCUCCGAUUGGUGGCUACCAUGCCGGACAGGACAUGGCGCUUAUCUUGGAUGUCGCCCGAUUCAAAUACCCUCCUCAUUGGGUUCCAUUGCCACUUCUUUGGGAAGCCAUGAAUACGACUGAUGAAUCAACCGGACUUCUUAGGGGGUUCAUGCUUAUAUCAAGGCACACUGCAGCUCCUUCAUCUCUGUACACUGUGGUAAAAAUGCCAAAGCUUGGUCUGUUGAAUGUAAAUGGACACAUUGGAUGUAGUUUUCUUUUGCUCAUUUUCAGUAUUCUGCAGAGUUGCAGAGAUGAAAGCUGGAAAAGCAUGGCAAAGUAUUGCACCGAAGAUUUACCAAAUCUUUUGAAGGCUGAGAAUCUAGACAAUGUUCCAACACUUUUGUCCCGUUUAAUUGAUUCUCUUCCAGCUAACGCUGGAGCUUUGAUCAAAUGGGUUGUUGAAGUUAGGAGAAAAGAGGAAGGUGGGCCAAGCUUAAGCAAAGAGGAGAAAGAAAGGCUUUCUUUGAAGGAAAGUGUAUUACAGCAAGUCCGUGAUACCAAGCUAUUUAUGGUAGUUCAUGACCUGCAAUGUGCCAAUACCCAAUGUUGCAAGUGCUCAUCGUCAAGUGAAGAAGAUUCCAUUACUAGGAUUGCAGCCGCUGUGUGCUGUCAAGGAGCUGCAAUGCUAUCAGGAAACCUUGCAUCAAGUGAUGGUUUCUGCUGCAGAGAAACGUGCUUCAAAUGUGUUCAAGCGAAUGCUGAUGGGCAUAAGACUGUUAUCUCAGGCUCCGUGAUAUCUGAAGGCAACGAACAAGGUGUUGAUAUGCUUUUACCAAUGUCCCCUCACAGUACAAGUUCAUGCAAUUCAAACUUGAGCGAUGAAAUCAUGAAAUUUCCAUCAAGCGCAGAUGUUCUAAGUGUUCUACUGCUGGCUUUACAUCCCCGCACAUGGUUGGGCAUCAAAGAUGAGAGGUUGAAAGCCGAAUUUCAGACUCUUGUUUCAACGGACGAUCUACCUGAUGUUCUUAAACGGGAGAUAUUGCAUCUAAGGCGGCAACUCUGUUAUCUCAACUCUUGUAAAGAAGAGGGAUAUGAAGAUUAUGUGCCACCAUCACCUAGCAGUUUGUGCUAAAGUGGUACCCGGCUCACUUGGUUACGUUAGUUACUUGAAACUUAUGUCAAGAGAAAAAUUACGAGAGAGUGGUUCCCGGCAUUCACAUGAGCAGGAUUCUUUUAUUAGUGAUGACAUAAAAAAAAUGUCUUAUUGAUCAGUGUUUUGUUCAACAGUAGUGAUGUUGCUCAAUAAGAGAGGCUAUUGUUCUUUUCUUACUCCAAAUAGCGUAUUUUCACUAUGAACAUACUAUCUGUAAUGAUCAUUCAUAAAGAGAGAUGUUGUGACAAAUGUGAUCUAGUACAUGCUUAUCUUUACACGGGAGUGGAAUGUAGUAGCUUGUAGGAAUAUGAGUAACCUAUAACUGUAUAGCUUCAAGUUUCUGAAUAUCCACAGGUAUUUUACAUCCAACUGAUUGUAACUGAUUCAAUACUAAUAAUGCUGGUCUAGUGCAUGGUUCAGGUUUUAUGACAACUUUAUCCAUUUCAUAGA